Molecule: messenger RNA, 7160 nt
Organism: Balaenoptera musculus (blue whale)
Lineage: Eukaryota; Metazoa; Chordata; Mammalia; Artiodactyla; Balaenopteridae
Gene: LARP4B
Product: La ribonucleoprotein 4B
Exons: 16
Coding region: 1832-3946 (704 amino acids)
Biological process (GO): positive regulation of translation
Cellular component (GO): cytosol; cytoplasmic stress granule
Molecular function (GO): mRNA 3'-UTR binding
Source: RefSeq, a predicted model, not a curated record
ACUGCCUCCUAGGGUGUUAGGAUUAAACGCAGGUACGUGCGUGGUGUGCGCCUGUCACCCAGCAGGCCCUCGUGCUAGCUGUCAUGUCGUUCCCCCUUAAUCAUGUCUCUGUUCUUGCAUCCCGUGUCACACCUCAGAGUACCUCUUGAAUACUGGUUAACUGCUCAAAACUGGUAAGUCCCUGAUACUUGAUUUACUGCUUUAGAAGUAGUAAAUUGUGUACAGAUAGGGUUCCAUUCAGCUGUGGCAUAAAACCUUGCACAAGUUGUCAAAUAGUGGAAAGUAGAAUUUUCUGUUAUUACGUUAUUAAACAUUCAUUCCUUCUGCAUGUUUCUCAGGCAGCUCCAUGCUGAGCUCAGGACUGCCAGGUGUCAGCCAUGAAGUGUGCCCAGGGUGGACGUCCAGGAACCCUUGGGCCGCAGAGAGGACAGGACAUGUCCUUGCGGUGCAAGCAGAGGGGGAGGAGCACACGGCCCUGGGAUGCUGCUUGCAGGCAGGGCGCUCCCAGGACCAUGUGUGUGUGUGUCUCUGUGUGUGUGUGUGUUAGUGAGCUAAAAAAUGUGUGUCAGUGAUGCAGUGUAGCCAACUGCAGAUGGUGCUAAAAAUGGAAAAGGCCAGUGUGGGUUGGUGUUAGGAAUUUAGAGAAUGUAUAGCAUGUCCACGAGGUCAGGGGAGUAUGUUCCGUGGGUGGGAAACUUGAUGUGUGUUAUGUGGUAGAACAAGACUGGGUCUAACCAGAAAAGGUGAUUUACGCGAGUAUUAGAAUAGGAAAGAAAAUAAAGAUGUGAGUUAAAAAAAGAGAGAACAGAUUGAAAAGGUGUAACUGCUGAGAAGGGCAGUGGUGUCUGUGAGGUGCGGAGCGUCUUCUGCGUUGCUGUGCUCAAGGCAGCCGUCGUUUCUGCCUGUUCCCCAUGAUACUCUGAUCACCUCGUGCUGUACCGGGCACUUAGUGAGAAUUUCAGAAGUAUUUGUUGGAGAGAUGGGUGGAUGUGCAGAAGCAGAGACCAGAAAUGAGCUGGAAGUAGCCUGAAGAGUAAGUGCUUCUUGAGAAUGAUAUUCUUGAAGGAGAAGGGGGACCCUAUUCUUUGCCCUAUCCAGUACUUUACUUAAAAGGACUCCAGAUAGGCCCUCACUUAGGUGCCUGGUUUUGUGGGCAUGAAGUUUAUUGCCCGCGCCUCCUAGGUAUGAACAGAGUAUAUUUUGUAGUUUUAAUCCACAUCAGUCUCUACACUCAAAUUUCAGAAAUCAUUUCGUUUUUCACUACAAACUUUAAUCGCCCCAACUAGGGUGAAUUUGUUCUUUUUUAGGAAUGUUAACCCACAUGUUUCCUUCUUGGCUCAUCAUGGUGCCCCUGACCUUGGAGACGGCAUCUCUGGGGUCAUGCAGUGAGGCUGCUCCCAGUUUGGAGCUCCUGCCUGGCACUACCUGGGGGCUUCUGGGACCUGGAACCUUGUCUCUCCCUUUGGAAGCUCUGGCCCCUGCACAGUGGUGUUAAGGCUUAUGGUGCCUGGGAAAAGGCAGAUCGUUUGGCUAGGCUUUGCUCAAGAAUCAUGGCAGUAGAACUGGAGUUAGUUUGGGGGGGCAGCUGUCCCCGGGACGUCAACUUUCUUUUAGAUUUUGGGAGCCACUCAAGGUUUGUAAGCAGGAGAGGAAAAAUCCAGGGGUGGUUGUGGGUUUAGUAGAGUGUGCCAGGGAAGACCUCAGCAAUCCGCAAGGGGUGUGAAGGCGUGAGCCAGCCGUGCGGAUGUCUGGGAGUGUUCUGGUCAAAUGGAGCCGGGCAAGCAGAAGGGCCCGGUGUGUCCAGAACAGCGAGGAGGCCGAGUAACUGGAAAUGAGCACAGAGAGUGGCCGCACCAGGCACCUCUCCGACAGACUUUCAUUUUCUGCAGCCUUUACUUCUGUACCAACGGCCAAGGUUUCAGAGCUAAACCCUAAUGCAAAAGUAUGGGGGACUCCUGUGUUACACUUGGAAGCAAGUAGUGCAGCGGAUGGCAGUGUGAGCGCAGCCUGGGAGGCGACGCCCGACCGUGGCCAGGAGGGAUUGGACACCAAUGGUGAUGGUGACAAAAGUCAUGAGAAUGCUGCACUGUCAGAUUUACCGGAGUCAGACCAGACAGCCAUGAGCACUUUGGGUCUGGACCACUCAGAGUAUGAAUCACCGCCUGAAAAUAGCGAGACGGGAGGAAAUGAAUCUCAACCAGAAAGCCAGGAAGACCCCCGGGAAGUACUUAAAAAAACAUUGGAAUUCUGCUUGUCUAGGGAGAACCUUGCUAGUGACAUGUACCUUAUAUCGCAGAUGGACAGUGAUCAGUACGUGCCAAUCACCACGGUAGCUAACCUGGACCACAUCAAGAAGCUCAGCACCGACAUGGACCUGAUUGUCGAGGUGCUGAGGUCUUUACCUUUAGUCCAAGUGGAUGAGAAGGGAGAAAAAGUAAGGCCAAAUCAGAAUCGUUGCAUAGUAAUAUUACGUGAAAUACCUGAAUCCACCCCUAUAGAAGAAGUAGAAGCACUAUUUAAAGGAGAUAACUUACCGAGAUUUAUAAACUGUGAAUUUGCCUAUAAUGAUAAUUGGUUUAUUACAUUUGAAACAGAAGCAGAUGCACAACAGGCUUACAAAUAUCUGCGAGAAGAAGUCAAAACUUUUCAAGGAAAACCAAUUAAGGCACGGAUAAAAGCGAAGGCAAUUGCUAUAAACACAUUUUUGCCAAAGAAUGGCUUUAGACCUCUGGACAUGAGCCUGUACACGCAGCAGCGCUACACCGCAUCGUUUUACUUACCUCCGGUCUACAGCCCCCAGCAGCAGUUUCCUCUGUACAGCCUGAUCGCCCCCCAGACAUGGUCAGCGACACAUAGCUAUCUUGAUCCGCCCUUGGUAACACCAUUUCCAAAUACUGGAUUUAUAAAUGGGUUCACGUCUCCAGCCUUCAAACCUGCAGCAUCUCCUCUGACUUCACUCAGACAGUACCCUCCAAGGAGCAGGAAUCCUAGUAAAUCUCAUCUGCGCCAUGCCAUUCCCAGUGCAGAGAGAGGGCCCGGGCUGUUAGAAAGUCCUUCAAUAUUUAACUUCACUGCGGACCGGUUGAUGAACGGUGUGCGGAGCCCACAAACAAGGCAGACAGGUCAGCCUCGAGCUCGGCUACAGAACCCUCCAGUCUACGCCAAGAGAGACGCGGGGCCCGGGCGGGUGGAACAGAGCAGCCUCGAGUCCUCUCCGGGCUUAGGUAGAGGAAGAAAAAACUCCUUUGGUUACCGGAAGAAACGGGAGGAGAAGUUCACAAGGAGUCAGACUCAGUCUCCAACACCGCCCAGGCCGCCCUCCCCGAGCUUUGAAUUAGGCCUCUCCAGCUUCCCCCCACUGCCUGGGGCGGCGGGGCAUUUGAAGACGGAGGACUUGUUUGAGAACAGGCUGUCUGGCUUGCUCACAGGAUCGUCCAAAGAAAGGAGCCUGAAUGCAGACGCAAGCACGAACACUCUACCCGCGGUGCCCCCCCGAGAGCCCUCAGUGCCCUGUGCCGUGUCCGCAGCCUGCGAGCGUGCCCCCUCCCCUGCCCACCCGCCCGAGGAUCCCAAGGUGGUGGAGAAGCAGAAGGAGACCCCGAGUGUGGACAGACCUCCUCCCACCCUGAGCACGACUGCGAGUAAAUCGGUGCAGGUGGACGGCGCCAUCUCGGAAUUGCGAAAACCCAGCUACGCAGAGAUUUGUCAGAGGACGAAUAGAGAGCCGCCAUCUUCCCCGUUGCAGCCCCAGAAAGAACAAAAGCCAAACACUGUUGGUUGUGGGAAGGAAGAAAAGAAGCUCGCCGAGAGAGAGCCCCCUGCCCCCAAGUCCAGCCCAGGACCACCCAAAGACCAGAGGAGACCGCCAGGCCGCCGGCCCUCUCCCCCAGCCUCGGGGCGGCGUCUGCACAGAGAACAGAGCCCCCCGCCCAGGUCCCCUCAGUGAGCGCUGAGGUCUGGGAGGGCUUCAAGGAGCUGAGGUCGCCACAACUAAGCACUGUCCUGCUCGGGGUGUGAGUGAGCCGCUGGUUAGGAGCUUGCAGUGUAGAUGAGGCCCACAAGGUGCCUGCAAGUUAUUUUUCUUCUGAGUCGGAUUUCCCCCCUCUUGAAAAAAAUCUAUUUUUCAGGAUUUAAUUAAUAUAAACCUUAUUUUAGGUUGGUGCUUAACUGGAGGUGAUGCAUAAGUCUGAUUUUUUUCAGGAUAGAAAAUGCAUUUAUCCUAACAAAUUGAUAUUUUUUAUUAAGCCUCCAUGUGGCUAUGAAUGCAAGCUAUAUAUAUAUAUAGUGAGUUUUUCUAAAUUAAGCGGAACUAUGCUACUUCAUUUUUUAAAAUAACUGGUUAGCAAGUGUGUAUCUCUGAGAUGUCCAGACCGCCGGGUGAGGCUGAGGACCGUGGGAUUGAGGGCACAAGGCGAUGCUAUGAGUGUAGCCUGGGGAAGGGACGGGGUCCAAUGGCGCCACACGCUGGCCUGGGAGUUGUCCUUUCAUUCAGAAGCCUAAGAAGUGGUUCUAGCAUUUUUAAAGUAGAGCCCAUUUUUGGUCCACUGGGCAGAGUAACCCUGCAGAGCACCGAGAGUCCUGAUGUCCUGCCAGCAAGUAACCAGCUCCUCACUCCAGUCUCAAGUGGCUGUUAUGUAAGAUAAACUCAAAGCACAUUGUGAAUAGAACUUAAAUGAAAUAUAAACUUUGUUGCCCACUGACAUGUUACCACGAAAUUAUACCCUGAUGUUUUGCUCCCGAGAGCAGGUGGGGAGGGCAUGGAGCCCGGCUCCCUCGUCUGCCCCAGUCGGCCCCACCUUACCCCUCCCGGGGUGCCUUUCCGAACCUCUGCGCACAGCACACAGAUCGUGGGAGAAGGUGUUUGUGGUGCCCUCUGGUGUUGGAGGAUCCAAGUUCCCUCUCUCUUUACCUCCAAGACAGGGUCUGUGAUCCCUUCUCUAAGUGCUGCUCUCCAAGAACACGCAUGCACUAAAGCUAGCAGUUGAUAAUAAACAUAAAUUAUUUUGUUUUAAAAUGCCUAAAUUUUUUCUUUAAGUAUUCUAAGCAGCAGACAUUAAAAUAAGACUAUUUCCUGCUAAAUGUAACCAUACAGUUUAUUCCACAAAAUGUUAUUUAACAAGACUAAGGUUUUUUCUUUUUAAAAAAGAGAUUAUUUCCAUCCAAUAUUUAAAGACUUGAAUUUUAUUUAAACUUGAAAAUGACUUUGCCUUAACUUUUGUAUAUGACAGCUUAGAGUUCCUGAGACCGGCCUGUGUUGGCGUGAGUGGGGUCUGCUGUCACGGUGUUACUGGGUAAGCACUGUAGGAAGAGCAAGCAGUCAUGUUUGUAAUUUACCUGGAAGAUCUUACACAGUUGAUCUUUUUUCAGACUGUUGAAAAAUCCUGUAAAUGCAAAUAGUCGAUACUGUAUUAAAUAUGUGCACUUGGGCGUGUGUGCUUCGCUUGUACAGUUGUAAAUAAUCAGAACAUAUUAAAAAGGUACCCUAAAGAGAAAAAGCUGAUAAAAAUUGAUAUAUUAUAAAUGUUGCUAUUGACCUGGAUGUAGAUAAACUCAAUGUUGUGGUUUGAAUAUUAUUUUAAUUUGUUGAGGUUUUUUCUUUUUCUCUUAUACUGGUGUGCUGAACUGAUUCUGCCUCUUUGCUGCUGUGAAAGGGAGAUGGAAAGUCUUACUAAAACGUUCGAAUAUUUUCAUGCUCUUCUUAAACAUAUGUAAGUAUGUACUAAUCACAGCUAACGUUGAAAGGGUUUUUGAGGUAUAAUCUGGAAAGUGGAAACUGGCAGGGUCUUCAAGUGAAAGUAAAAAAUAAUCUUCUUAAAAUUAUAAAUAGCUAAUAGGCAUGAUCUGCCUGCCAGAGGAAAACAAGCCCAUCUCCUUCAGAGCAGCGUCUUUAUUCAAAUACCUAGACACCCACACAGCGCUCAUAUUUGCAAAUGCCUGUAAAAGGAACAGGGGAAUUUAUUUCUUUGUAGUUUUGAAAUUGCUGACUGAAAAAAUCAGAAAUAAUUGACCUCUUACACCCAAACCAAUGAGUACUGUAGAAAGAGCUGGAAAGGCCAGCUCUGAGCCCCCGGGAUCCCAUGAAAUGGCGGUCUCUGCCGGAGGAAGGAGCGAUGCUGUCAGCACCAUCCCCGAAUCCCAAACCCUGUGCAGCCCAGACACUGGUUUUUAAUAGUGGCAGAUCCUUUCCCUGGAGGCAGGUGUGUGGGGCCAGCCGUGCUGUCCGCCAUUUGUGUGACCAGGGUGGAGCUGUGCGUGCAGCUGGGAUGAAGGUGACCAUGACAGCAGCCGGGACCAGCCAGGUGACAUGGCCGGCCGGGCACAUGAGGCCUACGCUCCCGCAGCCGAGUUAAGACUUCACUCUGAUGUGAUUUUUAUAGCAUUCUUUUUAAUUAAGCAAGGGCGAUACGCCAAAGAGCUAUAUAAUGUCCCCCAAUCUCCACCUUUCUGAUAUUCGUGAGGUUUUCCACUCACAGAAAAGCACAGGGGGUGCACAGCGGGAAGCUGUGGCGCCAGCCCACGGGCAGCCCCGCCAUGCACAGCCGGUGUCUGGCUUCGUCCGUGUAAAAUGUAACUCUUUCCUUUCCCCUGGCAGUACCUCAAGGUACAGAGUCAGAGACACAGCAUCACAAAUGGCAUUUUAACUUGGACAAUUGUGUGAUGAUACUUGUCAUUUGGAGAGAUAAGAAUGAGAACCCAGCCCCGUUUCACCAGACAUGAAUUCAAGAAGAGUCGUUGCUUUUUAAGAGUCCGUGUCAUGAUGUUUCUGAUCAGGCCCUCUUGUAACUGCAUCACUGGUUGUUACUAGUGGUGGCAAGAAACCUGUCAAGUUGCCACGUGGUCAGGGCCACCACGGUGCCGUGUGGAGGCCAGUUUGGGGCCUCACGGCCCUCGGGGACAGGUAUGGCCCGUGUCUGCAUCUGCGUCCGCGGGGAGCGGCGGACAAUCGGCCUGAAGGAGCGGCCACGGCACCAGCUCGCAGGAGGGCAGUGACGCGGACGCCUCGCCAGGGCUUCUGUUUCUGUUCUAUUUCUUUUCAUUAAGACUGGAAUCAAGCUUAUGUGUAAACUAUUGGUAAUUUAAGUUUCCUUUGUGUCAUUCAGUGUAAAACUGUCUAAUUUGAAAAAAUGUAGGUUAUGAAAAAUAAAGAUUUAGGCACUGUU